AUGUUCGCCCCGGAGGGAUAUUCCGCCAGUAAGCGGUCGAACCUCGCCGCCAAGCGAAUGUCAAGGGACGACCUCUAUAUAAACACCCAGUCCUCUUCGAGGGCGUUCAAGUCAUACCACAUCCCCAUCAGAGGGAAGCUGCCCUCCCCCACCGGUAGUCUCCGGUCUCGAUCACCCGAAGCUACCAUCCCCGUCAGGACCCAGACCCCCGAUUCCAUGGACGGCAUCGUCGCCGCCCCGAUCGGCAUGGCUCUCGGGAGCCCAGGCAUCCCGCCUUCAGCCGGCGGUUCUUCCGCGAGCCAGGCCUACUGGCGACCCCAAUUCGCCACCGGCCUCAGCGGAACGCCCACUAGUAGUGCCGCGGCGCCUUGGGACGAGCCUCCCGAGACGACGCAGGUGAAGAAGUCGGGCAAGUGGAGGCUCUUUGGUCGCCGGGGAACGAAAAAGGAGAAGUCCACGACAGCCACGCCUGACUUUGUCGAGUCGCCCAUGGUAGAGUCUCGGCCCAAGACUUCGGGUGGUGACAAGCGAGCGGCCGAGGUCUCUAGGAGCAACACGACAGCCGCGAAACAGGCCCCUCCCAGCAUCAAGCCUAUCAUGAUACGCUCCCAGACGGAGCCCAUGAUAGAAACACCCACGAGCACCGUCCCCAAAGAACCAAAGACCCCCAAGACCCCUAAGGCGCCUCUGCUCUCUCGCAAGGCGUCCUCCAAGUCGAUUCGCGAUGGCAUCAAAAAGUCGGACAUUUCCGCCCCCAUCCCUCUCAACCGGCCUCCCAUGGAGCGUUAUAGCAUCAUGUUUGGCGGCAUCCUACAUCCCGAUAGGCCCGCGCAGCCCUCGCGCAACAGCAUCUUUGCCCGCCGGCAAGCUACCCUCAAGAGACUUCAGCUCAUCCAAGACGCCAUCAUUGAGGAGGAGAACGCACGUGCUAGGGGCGAAGUUGUCCCCGUCGCAGUUUCGACGCUUGCGAGGUCUGCUGCCACGGUUUCGCUGGAGCCUUCUCGCCGACCCGUUGCCCGCAGCAUGAAGGCGGAGAUUGUUGCUCCGGUCAAUCCUGUACCCGCUGUGCCUACCUUGACCGCCGCCCCGCCAGCUCCGCCAGCGCCACCUUCCUACCAGUCUCAUGCCGUCACCACUCUCUCGCUCAAACACCUCGCCCGCGGUUCUUCCUUCUCCCUUGAAGGGCAAGUGAUGUCGCAAAUUCCGAGAAAGGCGCCCGCGAACGCGGCCCCACCCGAAAUGUCGGCGAGGGACAGAUCUGCUAGCCGGACUCGGGCGGCCCAGCGCCUCGACCAGGCCCGCCAGGUCCGCGAACGCGAACGCUCUCGCGGUCGUGAGCCGGCGCAAGCACGCGACGUCUCCCAAACGCGCGAGCAACCGCCGCGGUCCGCCCAGCCGGCCCAGGUUCCCGUUGAGGCUGUUGCCAGCGUUGCUCAGCCCGCCCCGCUUAAUAUAUCCAAGGUGCCCAGGCCCGCCGUUCAAGAGGUCGUACAACAACAACAACAGCAACAGGCUCCGACCCAGAGCCCGGCCGUGGCCGCGGCCCGCGCGCGAGCCCAAUCCCAGUCGCGCACGCGCAUCCCGCAGCCCAUCCAGACCAGCCAAAUCCAACCGCAGCAGGCGACCAUCUUCAGGCCGGACCAGUCGGCUCUGAUCCUGGACUCGCCCACGGCGGGCAGCGGCGCCGAAGCGGCUUCGUCUUCCAUGGCCUCGAUGGCGGCUCAGCCCAGGGUGGUUCCCGCCGAACCGGUCUGGCAGAUGGCUUCGCCGCCUUCGACGGGCAUCCCGUCGAGCGCCGGUAGCAGCAGCGGCGCCAGCUCGUCGCGCAUGCGGUCGGCGUCGUCGGCGUCGAGCACGUACACGCACACGACCAAGCCGUCCAUCGACGAGCCGGACGUGAACCUAAAGAGCGCGGUGGAAAUUUCUAUCGCGCGCCAAAUCAGCAUCUCGAGGCAGCAGCAAAACAUGCUUCAGCAGCCCGGGAGGACGAGGCCGUGGAUGAGGGCGGACGUGACUCCCAUGGGUGUCGGCGGCGUGCCCUCGACGAUUCGCAAGGUUCCUGGACGCGUGGUCAAUAAUGCGUCGGGCGAACGGUUGGCGCAAACUAAGAUGGCUACGCCAAUGUACAUGCAGGCUGGCCAAAUCGUGGACUUGCGAAAGAGCGAGAGGGUAGUUGUCGAAGGAUCCUAA
Molecule: messenger RNA, 2190 nt
Organism: Parascedosporium putredinis
Lineage: Eukaryota; Fungi; Ascomycota; Sordariomycetes; Microascales; Microascaceae
Source: the annotation of a GenBank genome assembly